Sparassis crispa is the source of this 1173-nucleotide messenger RNA. Its product is annotated as Lipoyl synthase, mitochondrial. The coding region runs from base 1 to 1173 and encodes 390 amino acids. Gene Ontology annotation, cellular component: mitochondrion. Gene Ontology annotation, biological process: lipoate biosynthetic process. Gene Ontology annotation, molecular function: lipoate synthase activity; 4 iron, 4 sulfur cluster binding. The record is from RefSeq and is a predicted model, not a curated record. NCBI's taxonomy places the organism in Eukaryota, Fungi, Basidiomycota, Agaricomycetes, Polyporales, Sparassidaceae. The transcript has 7 exons.
AUGGUCCGAACAGUCUACGCAGCCAGCUCUCUCCUGCGCGCAGCGCGCAUCCCGCGACCGUCCAUCCACACCCGCGCGCUCGCUACCGCGUCCUCAUCCAAGCCCGACUUCCGCCAGGCGGUCGCCGACGGGCCCACGCUAGAUGAUUUCAUCGCUGACAACGUCCCUGAUAGAGUGGUGCUCGGGAACACCAGCGCUCGACGCUUGCCGUCCUACCUUAAGACAUCGAUACCGAAGGGCGCAUCCUUCGCUAAGAUAAAGAGUGACUUACGGGGAUUGAAUCUGCAUACUGUCUGUGAGGAGGCGCGAUGCCCGAACAUCGGCGAUUGCUGGGGCGGGAAGGAAGGCGUGACCCCGGAGGAGGGGCGCAGCGCCGCAACAGCGACUAUCAUGUUGAUGGGAGACACAUGUACCAGAGGGUGCAGGUUCUGCUCGGUGAAGACAUCACGGACACCCCCGCCUCUUGAUCCUCACGAGCCGGAGCACACAGCUGAGGCGAUCAGCCGUUGGGGGCUCGGCUACAUUGUGCUCACAAGUGUAGACCGAGAUGACCUUGCUGACGGCGGUGCGCAUCACUUCGCGGAGACGAUCCGGAAAAUCAAACAGAAAGCACCGCAAAUACUUGUCGAAGCACUCACAGGUGACUUCGCAGGCUCCCUACCACUUGUCUCGCUCGUCGCAAAAUCCGGCCUAGAUGUCUACGCGCAUAACAUAGAGACAGUAGAAGCACUUACGCCCUUCGUGCGUGACCGUCGGGCAAAGUUCAGGCAAAGCUUGAGCGUGUUAGAGCACGCCAAGAAAGAGGGGGUACGCAUCACAAAGACGAGCAUCAUGCUUGGAGUGGGCGAGAAUGAAGAUCAGGUAAUGGAUGCGCUACGGGAGCUACGCAAGGUAGACGUGGACGUCGUUACAUUUGGGCAGUACAUGCGGCCUACAAAGCGACACAUGAAAGUCGACCGCUACGUCGAGCCUGCAGAAUUUGAGCGGUGGAAACAGGUAGCAGAAGACAUGGGCUUCCUGUACGUCGCGAGUGGUCCGCUUGUUCGCAGCAGCUACAAGGCAAGAGAGUUCUAUAUCGAGAACGUACUGAGAGGAAAGGCCGCCGAGAAAAAGGUAAAGAAACUUAUCGCGGAUUCAGACGUAGAGGGUUUCGGCGCGCGGACGAGUGCUUAG